GACGACUUCCCCCUCCUCCUGGAAAAUUUUUUUUCAUAUACGCACGAAAACCGCCCACCAACUAGAUUAGGAUCUCCACCAAUGAGACGAGAGCGCCGAGCAGCGCAUUCUCCAAUCAGCGAACUGAGCUUGUAAACCCGAAGGUGGCUUUCAACCAAACCGGCUUCGGCUUGCUGCUAGCGCGGGACGGCUUAUGAAUAUUAAUCGAGCAGUCGGCCAACCCGCCGUGCCGGAAACGCGCUGCUCAUGAAUAAUCCAGCGAGCGGUUGAGCGGGAUUGAGGUCUGGCGAAGGAAACAGGCGGACUUUGUGAACAUGGCGACUGCGAUGUACCUCGAGCACUACCUGGACAGCAUAGAAAAUUUACCGUGUGAGCUUCAACGAAAUUUCCAACUCAUGAGUGACCUGGAUCAGAGGACUGAGGAUAAAAAGAAAGAGAUUGAUGCGUUGGCCAGCGAAUACAUAAGCAAAGUGCGAGACUUUACCCCUGAACAGAGAGUACAACAUUUACAGCGCAUCCAAAAUGCCUACAGCAAAUGCAAGGAGUACAGCGACGAUAAAGUGCAGUUAGCCAUGCAGACCUAUGAGAUGGUAGAUAAACACAUCAGGCGGCUGGAUGCAGACCUGGCACGAUUUGAAGCUGACCUCAAAGAAAAAUUGGAAGGAACAGAGUUUGACAGCCCAUCUGGACGUGGAAUAAAAAAGAAUCGAUCACAGAAAGACAAGCGAGGUUCCCGGGGCCGUAGUAAAGAAAAAAGUGCCCCCGAGGAUGCACCCAGCCAUCACCGUGUACCAAAGAGAAUGGUCCGGCCCAAGCCAGUGUUCUCGGAGGCUGUAUUGUCUGUGCAUCCCUCCGAUGUCCUUGAUAUGCCCGUAGACCCCAACGAACCCACCUACUGCUUGUGCCACCAGGUAUCCUAUGGAGAGAUGAUUGGCUGUGACAAUCCAGAUUGUCCCAUAGAGUGGUUUCAUUUUGCGUGCGUGGAUCUCACCACUAAACCCAAAGGAAAAUGGUUCUGUCCUCGCUGUACCCAGGAACGGAAGAAAUGAUUACAGCACUCAAAUCCGUUAUGAAACUUGUCUACUUUUGUGUUUUU
Nanorana parkeri is the source of this 1096-nucleotide messenger RNA. RefSeq names its product inhibitor of growth family member 5 (gene ING5). Gene Ontology annotation, biological process: positive regulation of apoptotic signaling pathway; positive regulation of DNA-templated transcription. The record is from RefSeq and is a predicted model, not a curated record. NCBI's taxonomy places the organism in Eukaryota, Metazoa, Chordata, Amphibia, Anura, Dicroglossidae. The transcript is spliced from 9 exons. The coding region runs from base 315 to 1049 and encodes 244 amino acids. Gene Ontology annotation, cellular component: nucleus. Gene Ontology annotation, molecular function: chromatin binding.